Messenger RNA from Mangifera indica (mango), 1854 nucleotides. Its product is annotated as G-box-binding factor 1-like. Gene Ontology annotation, biological process: regulation of DNA-templated transcription. Gene Ontology annotation, cellular component: nucleus. The record is from RefSeq and is a predicted model, not a curated record. Lineage: Eukaryota; Viridiplantae; Streptophyta; Magnoliopsida; Sapindales; Anacardiaceae. Bases 540 to 1637 code for a protein of 365 amino acids. Gene Ontology annotation, molecular function: sequence-specific DNA binding; DNA-binding transcription factor activity. The transcript is spliced from 13 exons.
AACGUGGACAGCUGGAAUCCUCAUUCUCGUACGUGUCACCCGCGAAACCCUAACUCUUUUCCCUCACCACCUCAACUUCAACUCCAACGCCAACUCUUCUCCAGCUCCUCCUAUAGGACACCGCCACACCACCAGAUCAACAAUUUCACCCUGUUGUUUAAGUUUAAGACAAAGCCAACGCAACACAACUGGGGUUUGCUUCUCCUCUCUCUCUUCGUACUCCCAGAUUUUUCGUUACCUUCAAAUCUCAACCGUUGAACCUAAUUUUACUGUCUUCUGUAAGGGAUUGAUUUUCCUGGAAUCUUUUUUUCUUUCCUUUUUUAUCCUUCUCUCUCGUAAUUAUUUAAGUAAUACACUUGGAAUUUCCACCUUAUUCGCUUCACCCGCCAUGAAAACAGGUAAUGCGCACUUUCAAAGAAAUAAUGUACAGAAGACUUGAAAUUUUUCUUGCACAUUUGUGAGAUGCUUCAUAAAUUUUACUAAGGAUAUAACUCAGGUAAAAAGACUUGAAAUUAAUUGGUUUUAUUGAAAUAAUCUGAAUGGGAACUGGUGAAGAGAACACACCUGCUAAGCCUUCUAAACCAGCUUCUUCAACUCAGGAAAUACCAGCUACACCAGCAUACCCUGAUUGGUCAAGCACUAUGCAGGCUUUUUAUGGUGCUGGGGCUACACCACCUCCUUUUUUUGCUUCAACUGUCGCUUCUCCAACUCCUCCCCCCUAUCUGUGGGGAAGCCAGCAUCCUUUAAUGCCGCCUUAUGGUACCCCAGUUCCUUACCCUGUUAUAUACCCUCCUGGGGGAGUCUAUGCCCAUCCUCCAAUGGCUACGGUAAAAGUAACUAUGACUCCAAGCUCGGCACCAACAAAUGUUGAGCUGGAAGGAAAAGGACCUGAAGGGAAGGACCGUACUUCAACUAAAAAAUCCAAGGGAACGUCAGGGGGCAAGGUUGGAGACAUUGCCAAGGCAGCUUCAGGUUCUGGGAAUGAUGCUACCUCCCAAAGUGCUGAAAGUGGUAGUGAGGGUUCAUCAGAUGCAAGUGACGAAAAUGCAAAUCAGCAGGAGUUUGCUGUUGGUAAAAAGGGAUCCUUUGAUCAGAUGCUUGCAGAUGCUAAUGCACAGAGUAGCACUGGUGAGGCUGUUCAAGCUCCGGUGGCCGGGAAGCCUGUCGUGUCUAUGCCAGCAACUAAUCUUAAUAUUGGAAUGGACUUGUGGAAUGUAUCACCUGCUGCAGCUGGAACUGCAAAAAUGAGACCAUCUGGGACUCCAUCCACAGUUGUUGCUCCUGCAGCGAUGAUUGGUCGUGAAGGCGUAAUGUCUGACCAAUGGAUUCAAGAUGAACGGGAACUGAAAAGACAGAAAAGGAAGCAAUCUAAUAGGGAGUCAGCUAGAAGGUCAAGAUUACGGAAGCAGGCCGAAUGUGAAGAGCUGCAAUCUAGGGUGGAGUCAUUGGCCACUGAGAACCGUAACCUCAGGGAUGAGUUGCAGAGGCUUUCUGAAGAAUGUGAGAAACUUACUGCCGAAAAUACUUCUAUUAAGGAGGAAUUGACUCAAAUAUGCGGACCAGAGGCAGUAGCUAACCUUGAACAGGGCAAACCUUCGUUGGCUCCUCUUACACACCCUGAUGAGGGGAAUAGGUAAUAGUAAAGGAAACAUGGCCAAAUGUAACUUUAAGCUUAGCCCAGAAAUUUCAGAAUCUCCGGGAAUCUGUGACUUUUGAUUUUAUUGACCAUAGCUACUUAUUUUUCUUACUAAUAUAUACCCAUAACCCAACCUUUUUUAACUGAAUUGUUCAUUCACGGUACUUCUACAGCAAUUGAAGAUUAAUUCCAAUGAUAGACUGCGACUUGUCUCUGCA